Drosophila simulans is the source of this 3573-nucleotide messenger RNA. RefSeq names its product deoxyribose-phosphate aldolase (gene Dera). NCBI's taxonomy places the organism in Eukaryota, Metazoa, Arthropoda, Insecta, Diptera, Drosophilidae. Gene Ontology annotation, molecular function: deoxyribose-phosphate aldolase activity. The transcript is spliced from 3 exons. Bases 261 to 1304 code for a protein of 347 amino acids. Gene Ontology annotation, cellular component: cytoplasm. Gene Ontology annotation, biological process: carbohydrate catabolic process; deoxyribonucleotide catabolic process. The record is from RefSeq and is a predicted model, not a curated record.
ACAGUAAGCUGUUGAGUUUUACAUAACAAAAUUGUUUAUUGCUAAUAUCGGUGAUCUUUUAAACGGAAUCCAGAUCAGAAAUUAUCAGUAAAUGCAAGCGGUCUGGCAACGCCCUCAUCAGCUGUCCAACAAGCAAAUUGAUAAGAUUUCUCCCAUGUUUUUCGGUUGAGGUUGAGGAGAAGAUUAGAGGUCAGGAUCGGCGAUCGAACGAUUUUAUCUUCAAGUGGAAUUUCGUCAGCUAAAUUUACGGUUUGACAGCAAUGAGCAGCAUGGAUGUAAAGGAACUGGAAGUAAACAAAACCCUGCCCUAUGACCCCUCCCUGCUUAAGGUGAACAUCUCGCUGCGGCAGGUCGAGGAGAUCGCCUUGACGGUGUCCCAGCGAUGCCAUGUCACCGGAGCCAACGAAAUCGCCUGGGCGCUGAGGGCUCUGAUGCUGACAGAUCUGACCACUUUGGCGGGCGAUGAUACGGCUGCCAAUGUGCGGAGACUGUGCCUACGCGCCUGCUAUCCCUUCGAGCCGCAGUUCUUCGACAAGUUCUUCGACCGGGCUCUCAUCCCAGAGAUGCACACUGCCGCCGUUUGCGUUUAUCCCGCCAGGGUAAAGGAUGCCUAUUUAGCUAUCCAACAGUACGACAAACUGGAUAAGGUGGCUAUUGCAGCUGUGGCCACGGGCUUUCCCACGGGUCAGUACGGCCUGCAAACCCGCUUGCAGGAGAUCAGCCAUGCCAUUCUGGCUGGAGCCACAGAGAUCGACAUUGUGAUCAAUCGCCAGUUGGCCCUUGUUGGCGACUGGGAGGCCAUGUACAACGAGGUGGUCCUUAUGCGCAGUGCCUGUGGACAAAGGGCUCACCUAAAAACAAUUCUGGCCAUCGGGGAGCUGGGCACCAUGGAUAAUGUCUACAAAGCAGCCAUGGUUUGCAUGAUGGCCGGAGCGGAUUUCAUCAAGACCUCCACGGGAAAGGAGACGGUCAACGCCACAUUGCCCGUUGGCCUGGUCAUGAUAUUUGCCAUUCAGGAAUUCAAACGACGCACGUGCCAGAUUGUGGGCCUUAAGCCAGCCGGAGGAGUAAAGACUGUGCGAGAUGCGAUCGCCUGGAUGACGUUGGUCAACGAAACUCUUGGCAUCCGCUGGUUGCGUCCCGAGAGGUUCCGUUUCGGAGCCUCCGGAUUGCUGGACGACAUUGAACGCGUUGUGCGUCAGGGUGUCAAGAAACUGGAGGAGGAGGAGGCUCAGAAAAAUGUGCCCGUCUCUCGCGAGGCUGCUGCUGCCGAGACCUUCUGCAAGGAGCUGCGCAAGAAGUAGGAGGAGGCCAACUGGUCGAAUCUUUAUUCUGGACUUUACUCACUCUAAGUGCAUUUAUUGUAGCUUUUUUAUACAACUGACUAAAACCUAUAGUGAAAAAAAAAAACCAAUCUAUGUUCGACGUUUAUCCUGGACUGGAGACUUGAAGUUAAAGGCUAACUGCGCAGGAGCCGCCAUCAGAUCUUCCUCGGCCUGCUCUUCACCAUGCUGCAAGAGCUCUGUGGGCGCAGCCGACUCCUUGUGGGGCUGAUUGUCCGGAAUCUUUACCUGCAUGUCCACCGCAAAGAAAGAGUCGUCGAAGUUUAUUCGGUUGCGCUCGUCCUGCUCUAAAUACAUGGCUUUGGGCGCAGUUGCUCCGCCCAUGGCCCUCUCAUAGGUGUUCAGCCACUUGAGAUUGAGGUUGAUGUGCUUGUUGGCAGCGUUAAACUUCUUUGGCUUCUUUUUUGGCUUUUCCGCGUAGUAGUUGUGCUCCGUCUUUUGCGGCGGAGGAGCAAUCUUCUCCAGCAUUCGGCUCUUGGCAUCCAGCUUGGGCUCCACAAAGUCGUAUAGAGGUAAAUAGAAGUUAUACGGCUGCUCCGUUGGCGGCAGCAACCGCUGCUGGGGCUGCACUUGCUCCUGCACCUGACUACUGGCCUCCGCCAUGGCAUCUUCCUCUAGAGCCGGGCCAAAGAUUUCCCCAGCACGCCGCAGCAGAUUCUCUAAACGCUCUAUGGUGAUGAUGUGGGGAUGUAUGAGCUGGACAUCGUCGUGCAGCUGUGCCCGCCGAGCUGUCGGCGGUUUGGCCACCACGCUACAGCAAAAGGCGCACAAAACCAACUGCAAGGAUUUGAAAACUUAGUCCGAUUUUCGCACUGAGCGGUCAAGCCCAACAACUCACAACCAGUAAACCAUUCAUGUCCAAUUUAAUUCCCAUAGCUUUGAAUGUUUCACUUUCAGCUCCUCAUAGGCAGUGCUCCAAUUGAACCACCUUCACUUUCUUAGAUCUGAAACGAUGUGAGGCCUCCUUGGAGCUGGCCAAUUCAUUUAUACUGGCGCUACGUGCUCGAAACGGAAGCUCGGAAGUCUCCGCCAUCAAUGGCCAACAAAAAACCUGCACGGACCCUGGCUGGCUGGCUGGAUGGGAGAAAACUAGUUUCCCACACAAGAAAUAAAUAUGUAACGAGCCAACUAACUAGACUGCACAUGUAUGCACACGCCAGAGCGCAUAAUAAUGUUAAUGUAACAACGAUGGUGAUACCGAUGCUGGGAGUUGAACAAACUGGAACUGCCAGAGACGAACCGUUUGCCACUCAUAAUGAGUCCGAGCGAUUGCCUCCUGCCUAGCCGUCGAAAUUGGACAAUUUCAGGCAGUGGCCGAGGAAAAGUCGGGCGGUCCAAGAGCUGUGCGGUGCAAGUGCAUUGACCCACACAAUUAUUUCCGCAGCAUUGGCGACGAAUGUGUGAACUCGUUUCGAUUGUUUCGACUCAUUGCCCGUAUAAGUGCAAGUUCAAAGCUGCAGGAAAUGCUAAACGACGCCAUAAUGGCAAAAGUGUAACGGCCACAACUUGUUCGUUGACACGAUCAUCGAAAAUCACCGGGUUGUGUUACACAUAUGUGGGUUUUAUUCAACGUAUCAGCUCAAUUCUAUUCCUAUCACGAUUGUCGCAGCUCGGGCAGUCCUUUAAUUAUAACAUCCAGCGCCCUCAGGUCCUUGUUGACGGUAUCGCUCAGCACCUCCAUGGCGCGCUGCUGCAUGCUCAGGAAGGUCUUCAUCUCGUCCUCCGAUUCCUUGUCGAGGGCAUACUCGGCCCCACCGUUGGCGGCGAAUUGAUUGCGCUGCAUGCGCAUCUGGGAGAGCAGCUCGCUGAGUCGGCCCUUGAAUUGUGUGGGUGCGGACACGACAGCCAGCAUGUUCUGUAGCUUGGUGCGCAUGGCCUCCUCCUCGGGCGUCAGGGAAGUGCCCACCUUACGGGUGCACUCUUGUUUCACUAUUAUCUGUGGGUGAAAAAUGUGGAUUUCUAAAUGUAAAAUAAAGUUGGGUAUUUAACUACUUGUCCCUACCCUUAGUAUGCGAUGACCGAGCUCGGCCAGUUUCCGUUUAUGUUCAAGUAUCUUCGCUGUGGCCGUGGCGUGGCGCUUCUUGAGUUCUGUCAGCUCACCCUCCACCUUCUUUAUGUACAAUGCAUGCGUGUCCGUUUCUUGCUCCUGACACUUAACGCGCCACUUCAAGUCGCUGAAGCCCACCAUGGGCACUGGUAUAUAUAUAGUAGGAUCUGGAUUGUCGGAAUU